AAAUGCGGCAGUUUGGGGACAGUCCCACUGGCCCUGCCGGGGCGCCUUCAGAGCCCAGCCCCGCCUCGGGGUGCGGCCACCACAUCCCAUCGGCCUGGACAGAGCCCGCGCUGCUGGAGUCUGACCGGGAGCGGGGCUGUGCACCCACGAGGGGCCGCCGGCAGAGGCUCCAGCGCAGGCCCCGGCCUCUCGCGACACGGCCAGCCCUGCGCCAGCGCGCCUCCGCCCUGCUUCCUCCUGGGCGCCAGCCUGGGUUUGCUUUGGAAUUAAAGUCCUGUUUGAAGUUCUGUGACGGACAUGAAUUUCUGCUGGGCGAGUCCCCCGCCAGGCUCAGAAGAUGCGUGGAACGCUGGCCUUGCCACGGCGAAGCCCCGGCGGGCGCCUCCUUGCUUUGGGAGGAGAGGAGCGGGGCGCCGAAGGCCAAAGAUGUGCCCAAGCACGAGACGCGGGACGGCGCUGGCCUGGAGCCGCAGGCCCAGCUGCGCCCGCCUGCUACCUGUGGACACCGGACCAGAAGGGACCCUGCCUGCAGUAGGGAGCCCGGCCCAGGCACCACCGCCACACAGGACACUCCCGGACACAUAGUGUUCCCAGGUCCCAGUCCGACUGUCCUGUGA
Molecule: messenger RNA, 617 nt
Organism: Sus scrofa (pig)
Lineage: Eukaryota; Metazoa; Chordata; Mammalia; Artiodactyla; Suidae
Source: RefSeq, a predicted model, not a curated record